UGUGGUCAGAUGAGUCCGAAUCAUUCACGACAACAAAGACCAACACAAAGCCACGCUCAUGUCAGUGCACGAUAGUGAAGAAGUCACCGAACUGCAUCACUCGAGACAUCAUGGACGAUGAUGACAUACCUCAACUCUCCGCCGACACUCUCGCGGCCCUAGCAGAGUUCCAUAGUGAACGCGAUGCCAAAGCCAAAGAAUUCGAGGAUCUGAAGACCAAGGCGGAGGACGAUUUUGCGAAUGGCUCGGGCAAGCUCACCAUGAAUUUGUUUGGCGAGGACUGGAACGCGAGUCAGUUCUGGUACACCGACCACACUGCGGAAGUGCUUGCACGACAGCUGUUGAAAGACGCCACCGACUCUUCUGCGAUCGCUAUCGUGUCCGCCCCCAGCGUCUAUGUUGCGCUGCGGAACAUCCUUGCCGAUGACGAGACAGCCCCCCGGCCGCAGCUAUGUCUGCUCGAGUAUGACAGACGUUUUGAGGUGGUAGGUUCGGACUUCGAGUUCUACGACUUUCAGCAUCCUCUCCGCGUUCCGCCGACUCUGAAGGGAAAGUUCGAUCGCAUCAUUUGCGAUCCUCCUUUCCUGUCUGCGGAUUGCCAGACCAAGACCGCACUCACUGCUCGGUACCUAGCAAAGAGCUGGUCUGAUGAUCCACAGCAAACGCUGCGCUUCAUAUCCUGCACCGGAGAGAGAAUGGAGUCCAACAUACUUCGACUUUACGCGAAAAUUGGCGUGAAGACGACUACGUUCGAGCCAGAGCACAGCAAAGGUCUUAGCAACGAGUUCAGAUGCUAUGCCAAUUUUGAGUGCGAAACCUGGAACUGGCGCCAUGAUUGAUCAUGGUUCUGUGCGCUCUUCAAAUUUGAAAUGGCUGCAUUCACCUAUGUCAACAAGGAAUGUAGCGUUGGAAUCGCCCUCUGGCCCAUAAGUCCCGCGUGUCAAUGUCACCUCACACAAAGCAACGCGAAGUUCUUGAUAUUGCGUAAUAUCCUAAUGCCGCGACACUACUUCGGUGCUUCUCACUCUACGCCUGCGAUAAGCUCCACUGGGCCGGUAGCGAUAUAGAGCACUGAGGCACUAGAAACUACACAACCGUGACAACAAGCUGGACUGUGUCAUCUCAUGUGUAGUUGGCACCGUUGAUACGCGCGGCAUCUCUCUCGUGUCGAACUUCCCGGUGCCGCUUCAGUACCACCUUCCUUAAAGCGCCACCCAUCACCACGUCGCAAGUGUUCAACCGAUGCAUGCCACAACCUAUGAUAU
Molecule: messenger RNA, 1265 nt
Organism: Cercospora beticola
Lineage: Eukaryota; Fungi; Ascomycota; Dothideomycetes; Mycosphaerellales; Mycosphaerellaceae
Gene: EFM5
Product: protein-lysine N-methyltransferase
Biological process (GO): methylation
Molecular function (GO): nucleic acid binding; protein-lysine N-methyltransferase activity
Source: RefSeq, a predicted model, not a curated record